AACGCUGCCCAUUAAUUAAAGUGUCGUCGGUUGUAACGGCAGCGUUUACGUGUUUGGUCGCGUCGCGUCGCUCGUCAGUCAUUCAUUCUUUAAGUGCGCGAUCCAGUCAGUCACUCCCACCGCUUAGAUGUUGCUUGCUUGACCGGAGUCGUUUCGUCUCAUAGGUGUUUUAUGUGACAAGCUGCGCAGUGUUUGUUAUUUAUGAAAUGCUUGUAUUAUUUUCGCGCGCGUUUUGAAGGAAUAAGAAGUGCGAGUGUGUGUUGACAGACAGUGAGUGAACGACAGCAUGUCUAAACGCAGCACGCUGUUCAUCAGGAUCGUGGAAGGGAAAAAUCUGCCAGUCAAGGACAUAACUGGAAGCAGUGACCCAUACUGCAUUGUGAAAAUUGAUAAUGAAGCCAUAAUUCGGACAGCAACAAUAUGGAAGACACUGUCUCCGUUUUGGGGUGAAGAAUACAAUGUCCAUGUCCCUCCGUCCUUUCGUACGGUGUCAUUUUACGUCCUGGAUGAAGAUUCGCUCAGCCGAGAUGAUGUCAUUGGGAAAGUGUCAAUCAGUAGGGAGACGCUUACUGCUAAACCUCAAGGUGUAGAUGGAUGGAUAAAUCUGUCAGAAAUUGACCCAGAUGAAGAGGUGCAAGGGGAAAUUCACCUGCAGAUAUCAGUGCUGGGAGACGGAGAAAUCCCACGGAAACUUUGCUGCCGGGUGUUGGAGGCAAGAGAUCUUGCAAAGAAAGAUCGCAACGGAGCAUCAGACCCUUUUGUCAGAGUGAAAUUCAAUGGCAAAACGUACGAGAGCGUGGUGGUUAAAAAGUCGUGUUACCCACGCUGGAAUACGAAUUUUGAGUUUGAGCUGGAUGAGACGUCGACCGACAGCCUUUUAAGUGUGGAGGUGUGGGACUGGGAUCUGGUUAGCAGAAAUGAUUUCCUGGGAAAGGUCCUGUUUAAUAUCAACAAGCUUCAGUCGGCACAGCAAGAGGAGGGCUGGUUUCGCUUGGGGCCUGACAAAUCUAAACACAGUGAAUAUGAAGGAACUCUGGGUUCUCUGCGACUGCAGUUACGGCUCAGAGAUGAGGUCGUGUUGCCAUCCAGCCAUUACAAGCCUCUUACUGAGCUGCUCAGCCAAUCGGUCGGCUCUCAACUAAACGGCAACUGGCCGGAUCUCAUCAUGUUGAUGGAUGAGACGACUACGGCAGAAAGCAGACAGGAAGUGGCUAAUAAUCUAGUGAAGCUGUUUUUGGGUCAAGGGCUUGUCAAGGAGUUCUUGGAUGUUCUGUUCAAACUGGAGCUUGAAAAGACCACUGAACCCAACACUUUAUUCAGAAGUAAUUCAUUAGCUUCCAAGUCAAUGGAGUCUUUUUUAAAGGUGGCUGGGAUGCAAUAUUUACACAGGCUUCUGGGCCCCAUAAUAAACCGAAUCUUUGAAGAAAAGAAAUAUGUGGAACUGGACCCCAGUAAAGUGGAACUGAAAGAGGCAGGCUGUGCAGGUUUGCAUCGUCAGCAGACAGAAUCUGAUGUCAUUCAGCAGAGCUGCAGCAUUCUGCAGUCGUACCUGUCGGAGUUGCUCACCUCCAUCCUUCAAUCUGCAUCCUACUGCCCUCUUCUCAUCUGCCAGACUUUCCAUCAGCUUUACCACAGAGUCCAGGAGCGCUUCCCUGACCAACAGUACCGGAAAGUCAAGUUCAUCGCCAUAACAAGCUUUUUAUGUCUGCGGUUCAUCUCACCUGCCAUCAUGUCUCCAAAACUGUUUCACUUGCGAGAGAAACAUGCCGAUGCCCGCACGAGCCGUACUCUCCUGCUAUUGGCCAAAGCUGUGCAGACUAUUGGGAAUAUGGACACUUUGGCAUGUUGCUCUAAAGAGCCGUGGAUGGUCUGUUUGCAGCCAGCCAUUCAACAAGGCAUCGCCCAGCUCAAAGACUUCAUCAUAAAACUGGUCAGCUGCCGUGAGUCAGAGGAUUUUGAACUGCAGACACGGAUGAGUCUCCAGUGUGGCACUAUGGAGAAAGAAGGCUUCCUCUUCCUCCAUAGGACAAAGGACAAGUGCAUGCCCAUGACAUCACCCUUUAAGAAGUACUACGUCACACUCAGCAAAGACACUCUGUCGUAUUCACGGACGCAGCACUCCAAGAAGACCUCGUCUAUUUCACUGCCAAAGAUUCGAGCGGUAGAGAAGGUGGAGGAGAAGUGCUUUGGCAGUGCCAAUGUCAUGCAGAUUAUCUCGAGCGAAGUCUCUGGCCAGCAGGAGACCCUGUAUCUCGACUGCAAGAGUGUAAAUGAACUGAAUCACUGGCUGUCAGCCUUGAGAAAAGCCUGCAGUCACAACACAAACACUAUGAGCUGCUAUCAUCCUGGCAUCUAUAAAGCAGACAGAUGGAGCUGCUGCCAUCAAAGGGAGAAAGCAGACCCGGGUUGUGAUAAAACCAGGCAUGGAGUGACUCUGCAGGAGUGGUAUGAUCCGCUUGAUCCCGACCUUGAGGCUCAACUGAUCUACCAACAUCUCAGGAGUGUCCAACAUGUUAUGCGAGAUAAGUAUUAUAAGUUGAGAGAGCAGCGAGGAGCUCAGGAGACAGAUUCAACAAGAGGCCAGAGGAAAACAGAUGAAGUUACAAAACUCUUCAGUGUUCUCCAAGACCUGCAUGAUGCACACUUUGCUGUUGAAGAAGAAGAGCGACUGAAGAAUAAAAAUGUGUUUUUGGAAAUAAAAACAUAAGCACAAACACUUACGUUUGUAACUAGUUGCAUUUUAUGUUUUUUACUCACUGACCUCAAACGCAGGCUUCAAAACCUGUGAUAUUAUUUGUAGCACAUCGAUGAGUGAUAAUCUAAUCAAAUUGUAUUCUGAGAUAAUGUAUGAAAUUAAAGUGAUUUUGGGUUUGGUUUGCAUGCAUGUUUAUAGGACUAUGACCACCGCUGUGACCCUUUAUUAGUUGAGUGCAUUUGGAGUUGUUUGGUAUUAAGGUCAGCUAAAGUCCAAUGGACUUUUAAGGACAGUGUUAAGGAUUAUCAUUUUAUUUCCAUUAUCAAAAUUGGCUGCCAACCUUUUGUAGACAAGAACAGCCUUCAUGUAUAUUUGUUUUUAUAAUGAACUAUAAUAAUUUGCUCUUUUAAUCACUAUGAUUUUAUGUGCAUUGUGGAAAUAUAAUCCCUUUUUGAGUAAAAAUAAGAUUUUUAAUUUGUCUAUAAAGUUUUAAUUUUAUUUUAUUUUUUUAAAUUCUGUUACAUGGUUAAUGUAGAUAUAGGAAAUAAUUGUUGGGUCUGACUUUACAUUGAUGUCUCUGUACCUUGUCCUACAUAUGUUUAAAUGUUUUGUCUUGACCUUAUAAUGUAUACUGUAAACAAGUAUGCAUUUCACAGAACCAUUGCAUUAAUAUUUAUGUAUUAUUUUUUUCAAAUGGUUAUUGUUAUAGUAUUUCUCCACCAGAUGGCACUACAGUAUUUACCAUUCAAAUGCUAAAUAUGGCCCACAAUAAACACAGUAGUCUUUAUAAAA
Molecule: messenger RNA, 3487 nt
Organism: Misgurnus anguillicaudatus (oriental weatherfish)
Lineage: Eukaryota; Metazoa; Chordata; Actinopteri; Cypriniformes; Cobitidae
Gene: rasa4
Product: RAS p21 protein activator 4
Biological process (GO): cellular response to calcium ion; intracellular signal transduction; regulation of GTPase activity
Molecular function (GO): GTPase activator activity; phospholipid binding
Source: RefSeq, a predicted model, not a curated record